AUGCUGCUUCCAGUAUCUCCACCUGCAGAAGACAUGGCAGCUGUAGCGGCAAGUCCUGUCUGUAGCGGAAAAAGCCGACCCGUUAAGUCACCUGAGGCGGUACCCACAGACGAUGCCAUAUCGUCAGAGCCAGCAUCUCUGAGCCCAGCAGGAGAGCAACACCUAGGUCCAAUUUCAGAAGAAGAGGACGCCAAAGAUCCGCCACUGCGAUGCCGACAAUUUGACAAGCCACCACCAGAAAGCAGAGCUGCUUGGUGA
Molecule: messenger RNA, 258 nt
Organism: Protopolystoma xenopodis
Lineage: Eukaryota; Metazoa; Platyhelminthes; Monogenea; Polystomatidea; Polystomatidae
Source: the annotation of a GenBank genome assembly